GCUUUACUGUUGUUACAAUUUUCUUUUAUGUGUUUCUUUCCAAAACUUGCAGCAGAUAUUUGCCGUGUGUGCCGCUCUGAAGGGACCCCUGAUAAGCCACUGUACCAUCCAUGUGUCUGCACUGGCAGUAUUAAGUUCAUCCACCAAGAAUGUUUAGUCCAAUGGCUGAAGCAUAGCAGAAAGGAGUAUUGUGAAUUAUGCAAGCACAGAUUUGCAUUCACCCCCAUCUACUCUCCAGACAUGCCCUCCCGUUUGCCCAUCCAGGACAUUUGUGCUGGCCUCCUCACCAGUGUGGGCACAGCCAUCCGCUACUGGUUUCAUUAUACACUUGUUGCAUUCGCCUGGCUUGGAGUUGUUCCUCUCACUGCAUGUCGCAUCUACAAAUGUCUUUUUACUGGCUCUGUGAGCUCACUUUUAACACUUCCUUUGGACAUGCUCUCAACUGAAAACCUGCUUGCAGACUGCCUACAAGGCUGCUUUGUGGUCACUUGCACAUUAUGUGCAUUCAUUAGCUUGGUAUGGCUCAGAGAACAAAUAGUCCAUGGCGGUGCACCUCAAUGGUUAGAACAGCACCAGCCUCCGCCCCCCAAUGCCGCUGGACAAGCAAAUGAGGCACAAGCUGCUGGCCAAGGAGCACCUGAUGUGCCUCCUGCACCCCAGCCUGUUCCAGCUGAUCCUCCGGCCCCCAAUGAGGCAGAGCCAGAGCCUCCCGAUGGCCCUGACGGCCCUCCUGACCAGGGCCAGGACCCUGAGCUGGAAGAAGAGGGAGCAGCUGCUGAGGAUCCUGAUGCCAACAAUGGAGCACAGGAUGACAUGAAUUGGAAUGCUUUGGAGUGGGACAGAGCAGCUGAGGAGCUUACCUGGGAAAGGAUGCUUGGUCUUGAUGGGUCAUUAGUAUUUUUGGAGCAUGUGUUUUGGGUUGUGUCUCUGAACACACUCUUCAUCUUGGUAUUUGCAUUUUGUCCCUACCACAUUGGACACUUUUCCGUUGUUGGUCUUGGUUUUGAAGAAUAUGUUCAAGCGUCACAUUUCGAGGGAUUAAUUACAACCAUUGUGGGGUACAUCUUGUUGGCAAUGACCCUGAUCCUUUGUCAUGGACUUGCGGCUCUGGUCAGAUUUCAGCGUUCACGGCGUCUCCUUGGAGUUUGCUACAUUGUUGUUAAGGUGUCUUUGUUAGUCGUUGUGGAAAUAGGGGUGUUUCCGCUCAUUUGUGGCUGGUGGCUUGACAUCUGCUCCCUAGAGAUGUUUGAUGCCUCACUUAAAGACAGAGAGUUAAGUUUUAAAUCGGCACCUGGCACAACUAUGUUUCUCCACUGGCUCGUCGGAAUGGUCUAUGUCUUCUAUUUUGCUUCAUUCAUCCUCCUUCUGAGAGAGGUUUUAAGGCCUGGCGUGCUCUGGUUCUUGAGAAACCUCAAUGACCCAGAUUUUAACCCAGUUCAGGAAAUGAUUCACCUGCCCAUUUACAGACACCUGAGGCGUUUCAUUUUGUCUGUGGUUGUGUUUGGAUCCAUUGUUCUGCUCAUGCUAUGGCUUCCCAUCAGGCUGAUCAAACUACUGCUGCCCACUUUCCUCCCAUACAAUGUCAUGCUCUAUAGUGAUGCCCCUGUCAGUGAGUUGUCAUUGGAGCUGCUGUUACUACAGGUUGUGCUGCCCGCUCUGUUGGAGCAGGGGCACACUCGCCAGUGGCUCAAGGGCCUGGUCAGAGCAUGGACCGUCAGUGCUGGAUAUUUACUAGACCUUCAUUCAUACCUCCUUGGAGAGCAGGAAGACAAUGACACUAACCAGCCCGUCAACAACAACAAUAAUAACAACCCCGCCCCUGGUCACCAUAACAACAAUAAUCCAGCUCCAGCUGUUGGGGAGGGGUUACAUGCAGCCCACCAGGCAAUCCUGCAACAGGGAGGGCCAGUAGGUUUUCAGCCCUACCACCGACCUCUUCGCUUCCCAUUCAGAAUUGUGUUGCUGAUUGCAUUCAUGUGCAUUACGCUGCUGCUGGCCAGUCUAGUCUGUCUAACACUACCAGUGUUUGCUGGUCGUUGGCUAAUGUCUUUCUGGACUGGAAACUCUAAAAUCCAUGAGCUGUACACUGCAGCAUGUGGCCUUUAUGUGUGCUGGCUGUCUAUUCGUGGAGUCACUGUGAUGCUGGCUUGGAUGCCCCAGGGACGCACGGUCAUCAUGCGCAAAGUCCAAGAGUGGACACUUAUGAUUCUUAAGACUCUGGUUGUGGCUCUGUUGGUGGCGGGUGUGAUUCCCCUGCUGCUUGGACUGCUGUUUGAACUGGUCAUUGUUGCUCCUCUGAGAGUCCCAUUGGACCAAACGCCUCUUUUCUACCCCUGGCAGGACUGGGCUCUGGGAGUUCUUCAUGCCAAAAUCAUUGCUGCAAUCACGUUAAUGGGACCUCAGUGGUGGCUGAAGACAGUUAUUGAGCAGGUUUAUGCAAAUGGUAUUCGCAACAUUGAUCUCCAGUUUAUAAUCCGUAAACUGGCCGCUCCUGUCAUCUCAGUUUUGCUGCUGUCCUUGUGUGUGCCCUAUGUAAUUGCUGCUGGAGUGGUGCCUGCUGUAGGAGUGACCCCAGAGAUGGAGAUCCUAAUGCAGAGGAGGAUAUACCCCUUCCUUCUGAUGGUAGUCUCACUUAUUGGUAUCCUCUCCUUCCAGAUCCGGCAGUUUAAACGCCUUUAUGAACACAUAAAAAAUGACAAAUACCUGGUUGGACAGAGACUUGUAAACUAUGAACGGAAGACUGGAAGAACAAGCUCAGUUCAUACCUCUAAUCCAGUGACAGAUUAGUAUGUCGCACUAUAUUCUGGCUAAGCCACUUUCAUCUUCAGCACCUGUCAGUCUCCACCUGUCAGUCUUGGUGGAUUUGGUGGAUUUCUGAAUCUUGCCCAUUUAUGUUGGGACUUGUAUUAUAAUUGAUAGAUGGACACAGAAAAGUGUUUAGAGUUUGAUUUCAGCGUUUGUAAAGUUCUGCCUGAUAAUUGUACAUGUGUAAAUACUUUGAACACAAACUUUGUCUUAAAGAUGACAUGGAUUAAUGCAAUGAUCAUUGUACAUCUUAAAGUCUAUGUAUAAUUUAUUAAAUAAAACUUACAAUUUAGUGUUA
Molecule: messenger RNA, 3103 nt
Organism: Boleophthalmus pectinirostris (great blue-spotted mudskipper)
Lineage: Eukaryota; Metazoa; Chordata; Actinopteri; Gobiiformes; Gobiidae
Gene: marchf6
Product: E3 ubiquitin-protein ligase MARCHF6
Exons: 24
Coding region: 28-2787 (919 amino acids)
Cellular component (GO): endoplasmic reticulum membrane
Molecular function (GO): zinc ion binding
Source: RefSeq, a predicted model, not a curated record